AUCUGCUCUUUAUCCCUCUCUCGCCGUCUCCUGCACGAAACCCAUAACCUCACGCAACCACACACGCCUUAGCUCCUACCCACCCUCAUCAUCGGAAAAUUCAACCACCACGCCGUGAAAUAUGGAGGCUCCGGCGGUGGCUGGCGGCGAUCUUGGGAUCCAAUUGACGUUGUCUUGCCGCUACUUGUUUGGAAACUCUAAGCGUAUCUGCUAGUACAACUACAAAUACAAAUUACAAAACCUAAGCAAAAGCAACUUUACUUAGCAUAGUUUUCAAGUUAUUCCAUGCUUCAUCUCAUAACCCCGAGGCAGAUUAUUAUUAUCACUAUAUAAUAAUACGAGAGGGAAAAAAAAUCGAAGAGGCUUGCUCUGAUUUCAGCGUCUACAGUUUUGGGCAGAGAACAUUAAUUUUUUUAUAUUUUAUUUUUUACUUUUUCCUUUUUCUGGAUUUUUCUGACUUUCUCCGUCCUCAAAUUUUAAAAACGAAGACGGAGAAUCGAGAAAGGUGAUUGCGCAGAACUUAGAGGUUUAAUUGCUUUUUACACAGUUUUUGUCUUCUGAGUUCUCAAGAAUCGGUAAUGGAAAAGACGAACAAGUGAGAGUGUGAGUUUCAGUUCUAAACCAUUGUCGUCGUCGUCGUUAUCGCCGAUGCAUUUUCCGAUGAAAAUUCAGCCAAUUGAUUCCCAGGUUCCGUCCGAAGGGACUCGGCUUGAGCUAGCCAAGCCGGUUGUGAAGUCACGACUGAAGCGGCUCCUCGAGCGCCAAUUCUCUGGCGUUCUCAGAAAUUCGGCGCCGGAAAAGAUUGCCGGAGGCGAUGAACCGCUUAACGGCUCCAAUGAUUUCGAGCCGAGCUCGGCGUGUUUGGCGAAAAUGGUGCAGAGUUUCAUCGAGGAGAGUCACGAGAAGCACUCCGCUUCACACCACCGCAACCGAUGUAACUGCUUCAACAGGAACUACGACGACAGCUCGGACGAAGACUCGAACUCGUUCGGCGACUCCAAUUUCUCCUCCGGCGAGGCCUGCGAAACUCUCAAGGGUUUGGUAGCGUGCGCGAGCGUGCGCGAUAGGAGUUUGCUUGCGGACACUGCGAAGAUAGUUGAGAAGAAUAAGAUCUGCAAGCGCAAAGACAGUUUCUGCAGAAAAAUUGUCACAGACGGAUUGUUAGCCCUCGGAUACGAUGCUUCCAUUUGCAAAUCUCGCUGGGAAAAAUCUCCUUCAUAUCCCGCUGGGGGAUAUGAAUACAUAGAUGUGAUGAUGGGGAAAGAGCGAGUUGUUAUUGACAUUGACUUCAGGUCAGAAUUCGAGAUUGCUCGAUCCACCAAAGCGUACAAGACGAUUCUCCAGAACCUUCCCUACAUAUUCGUUGGCACGUGCGAGCGGUUGCAGAGCAUCGUGGCGCUCGUGUCGGAGGCAGCGAAGCAGAGUCUGAAGAAGAAGGGAAUGCACGUGCCUCCAUGGAGGAGAACCGAAUACGUGAAAGCGAAGUGGCUCUCCCCUUACACGCGCACUCACGAUAUCAAAGAGGAGAAGAAGAAGGAAGAAGAACAACAACAGCUUUUUAAGGACAAUUUAAACACCGCGGAGUCAGAGAGUUCCGGCGAAGAUAACACGGCGGUUGUCGAAUGGAAGCCACCGGAGUUGAAACCUAAGGGUUCGCUUUCCGGCGUGAAGGUUGUGACUGGUUUGGCAGUGGUUUUUCAUGAUGACAAUAACCCAUAAAAUUUUGAAUUUUUUUCGGCUUUUUUUUUUCAAUUUUAAUUGUCUAAAAUGAGGAUUAAAAUCUAUAUGACUAUAUAACUGUAACAGUUCUGUGACUUCUAUCCCCUUCUGUUUUUUUUCUUACAUAUGGGGUGGAUUUUUACUGAUAUCAAUAAAAUAAAGCUGAAAUACAGUAGUGAUACAUUAAGGUGAA
This is a messenger RNA of Glycine soja, 1912 nucleotides long. RefSeq lists its product as uncharacterized. The record is from RefSeq and is a predicted model, not a curated record. The transcript is spliced from 3 exons. The coding region runs from base 649 to 1719 and encodes 356 amino acids. NCBI's taxonomy places the organism in Eukaryota, Viridiplantae, Streptophyta, Magnoliopsida, Fabales, Fabaceae.